AUGUCGAAUAACUCAUCAUGGACUGUACCAUGUCCAACAAGGUCCUAUUUCUUCUCUCAGCUACACCAUUCUGCUGUGGAGUGCCAGGUGCAGUUAAAUGGGAUAGAAUCCCAUUCUCUAAUAAGUAUCCGGGGAACUCAUCAGAGAGGAACAGAAUGCGCUACUGUAAGUUUGAACUCCGGAGGCAAUAUUGGCAAGGAUACUCGUCAUGUUUCCUUUGAUUUCAAUAUUAACUCCCCAAAGAAAAUUUCUUCUUCAUUGGUUCAAGCACGUAAGAUUCGGACAGUUCUUUUGCUUCAUCAAUGGUAUAACAAAUGGGGAAAGUCAACUUCUGAUGCACUAAGAUCAAAUGUCAAGUUCACACGCACUUUGGAUUUGAAUGGUUCGGGGAUUACAAUACUAUCAAAGUCUAUAGGCAGUUUCAAGCAUUUGAGAUAUCUAGAUCUUUCAGAUAACGAGGAUAUCCAGAUGCUACUCAAUUCGAUUACCAAUCUACUGAAUCUGCAGACACUACGACUAAAUGGUUGCUCUCGCCUACGAGAAUUGCCCAGAGACUUGAAGAAGCUAGUCAAUCUCAGACAUCUUGAAAUUGAUGGGUGCUUUGGAUUGACUCAUAUGCCACGCGGAUUGAGUCAGCUGAUCAAUCUUCAGACACUAUCAAGGUACAUACUAAGCAAGAGCAAUGAUGUUGUCACGAUAAAUGGAGGUGAGCUAAAAGAUUUAAUGGGCUUGAACAACUUGAAAGGGGAAUUGGAAAUUCGGAAUCUGGAACACGGGAAUGAUGCGGCAACAGACUAUGAGUCUGCAAAUUUAAAGGAAAAACAAUAUCUUCAAUCCUUGGAAUUGGAAUGGAUUUCUGAUGAUGAAGGAACAGAGGCUCCUGUUGGUUAUGAGAAGUCACUAGAAGCCCUCCAGCCACAUCCAAAUCUCCAAGAAUUGGUUCUAUGGAGUUACGGGGGUGUCAAGAUUUCAAGUUGGCUUUCUUCACUUACAAAUCUGGUGAAUUUGACAUUAGUGUCGUGUGAGAAAUGCCAGCAUUUAGUGCCGUUGAAUCAAUUACACCGUCUUAAGAAAUUAGAACUUAAUAGCUUGCCGUGUCUGGAGUACAUAAAUGGUGAGGAGGAAGACUUGUUGCUUUCAUCAACAAUAAUACUGCCAUCCCUACGAGAACUUUGGUUGAGUAAUUUGUCAAAUCUAAAGGGAUGGUGGAGAGAGGUAGUAAGUGGGGAAUUGUUGCCUUGUUUUCCUCCUUGUCUUUCUAAAUUAAUAGUAAGGGAUUGUCUUCAGCUGAGUUGCAUGCCGCUUUACCCACAUUUAGAAAAAAGACUAGAGCUAAGAAAUACAAGGUUGAAGCCAUUGGAACAGACAGUAUUAGUAUUAGAGAGUAGAAAAUACAGUACUAGUACUACUGGAACUGAAAUCCCAACGACAACGUCAUCUUCUUUCUCUCCUCUCUCUAAAUUGACAUCUUUGAGAAUUUGGGGAAUUGGGGAGGAUCUACAAUGUCUUCCGGAGUGGUUCAAGAGCCUUACUUGUCUCAAAGAGCUGGAGAUUGUGUAUUGCUCGAAAUUAAAGGAUCUGAGCCCGGGUAUUCAUCAUCUCACCUCACUUGAAAGCUUGGUAAUUGAAAAUUGUGAGGAGUUAGAAGAGAUGAUGGUGGUGAAUAACGGAAGACUCCGCUCUCUGGAGCUUUCUGGCUCUCAUAAAUUGGCGUCUCUUCCUGAGGGUCUUCAACACCUUACCAGUCUCCACCGCCUUGCGAUUUCUGAUUGGAAGAGUCUGGAAACUAUUCCGGAGUGGAUUGGCAACCUAAAUUCACUUGAAACACAUCUAUUAGUGAAAUGCCCCAAAUUGAGAGCAUUACCUGAAGGAAUACGAAGCCUCACUUGUUUAAAAACACUCUUGAUUCGGGAUUGUCCCAUGUUAUGGAAGAGAUGCGAAAGGCAAAUAGGCGAGGAUUGGCCCAAGAUUGCUCAUAUCCCAGAACUGGACUUGAGCCGAGAUCCCAACAGAAGCGAUGAUGUUGAGAAUCCAUCAAGGGAUGAGCAUACGACAAGUUUAGACAAGAUAAAAGCAUGCAGCAGCAGCAUCUUAUUCAAAAAUUUUGGGCUAUGCAUGCAAUAA
Messenger RNA from Morus notabilis, 2124 nucleotides. RefSeq names its product putative disease resistance protein RGA4. NCBI's taxonomy places the organism in Eukaryota, Viridiplantae, Streptophyta, Magnoliopsida, Rosales, Moraceae. Bases 1 to 2124 code for a protein of 707 amino acids. The record is from RefSeq and is a predicted model, not a curated record. The transcript has 3 exons.